Molecule: messenger RNA, 987 nt
Organism: Cottoperca gobio
Lineage: Eukaryota; Metazoa; Chordata; Actinopteri; Perciformes; Bovichtidae
Gene: or55e1
Product: odorant receptor, family 55, subfamily E, member 1
Exons: 1
Coding region: 1-987 (328 amino acids)
Biological process (GO): G protein-coupled receptor signaling pathway
Cellular component (GO): plasma membrane
Molecular function (GO): olfactory receptor activity; G protein-coupled receptor activity
Source: RefSeq, a predicted model, not a curated record
AUGUUGGAGGCGUUGAUGGACAGGAACUUCUCCCACAGCACCUUCGUGUUCAGAGGUUUCCCGGCGCUACAGCAACACCGGCGGCUGCUGGCGCUGCCGUUCUGUGCUUCCUACCUUACGAUGCUGCUGGGAAACUCUGUGCUGGUGUACGUGAUCUGCAGCGUGGCGAGUCUGCACAGCCCCAUGUACCUCCUCAUCUGCAUGCUGUGCGUCGUCAACGUCCUCGGGGCGACCGGCAUCAUCCCCAACAUGCUCCUCAACCUCCUCUUCGGCUGGGACCAGAUCUCCCUGGCUGGCUGCCUGGCUCAGAUGUUCUUCACUCACUUCCUGUCCUCGCUGGAGUCCACACUGCUGCUGGCGAUGGCGCUGGACCGCUAUGUGGCCAUCUGCCAGCCGCUGCGUUACGGCGAAAUCAUCAACUCCUCCAUGUUGACGAAGCUGCUGCUCUUCACGUUGGCCCGCAGCGGCUCCAUCAUGGCGACGCUGGUCGCUUUGGCGCGUUCGCUGCGGUUCUGCGGCUCCAACACGAUCCGGCACUGCUACUGCGACCACAUGGCGCUGGUCAGCCUGGCGUGCGACAGCACGGAGAGAAACUACGUGGUGGGCCUCGCCGUGAUCAUCUGCUUUGUUGCCGUGGACACCCCGAUCAUCUUCUUCACCUACAUGAAGAUCCUGAGCGUCGUCAUGCAAGCGUCUGAGGCCAGCGAGGACCGCUGGAAGGCGUUUCACACCUGCGGCACUCACCUGAUGGUCAUCAUGUGUUUCUACUUGGUGGGCAGCGUCUCCUUCCUCUCGCCCAGCCUGAACAUCGCCAUACCGACGGACGCCAACACCUUCAUGGGACUCAUGUAUAUUCUGCUCCCGGCGACGGUCAACCCCGUCAUCUAUGGAGUUCGCACUAAAGAAAUUCGAAACGGUUUUUUGAGGAUUAUUAAGAAAAAAAUGACGGUGAAAGUUUCUCCUGCUGGAAAAGGUUCAAACAUGUGA